Messenger RNA from Ostrea edulis (European flat oyster), 853 nucleotides. RefSeq lists its product as uncharacterized. The transcript is spliced from 3 exons. Lineage: Eukaryota; Metazoa; Mollusca; Bivalvia; Ostreida; Ostreidae. The record is from RefSeq and is a predicted model, not a curated record. Gene Ontology annotation, biological process: copper ion transmembrane transport; intracellular copper ion homeostasis. Gene Ontology annotation, molecular function: copper ion transmembrane transporter activity. Gene Ontology annotation, cellular component: plasma membrane. Bases 151 to 564 code for a protein of 137 amino acids.
AUUAUCAUUGAGAAAUACGGAUUUACUGGUACACAUUACCAGGAAGUAAGGGUAAAAGCUAACCCAGUAUUGGACAGAAGAAAUUUUUACACUGCGUAUAUUAAUGUUUGUGUGGCUCAGAACAAGGCAAAUGAAAGACUGAUAAGUGCAAUGGUUACUGCUGCUGUUUUAUCCGUCAUUUUUGAAUCCCUUGACAUUAUCAAGCUCAGAUGUGUUGACGCAUGCUGGAAAAAUAAAAACAAUCCACAGUAUACAAAGUACACUUCCUCUUCCAUACCGAACAGGCUGACAACAUCUAUUUUCUACAUGUUCCGUGUAAUGGUCAGCUACAUCCUGAUGCUGUGCGUCAUGACAAUGAAUGUUUGGAUAUUGCUGACCAUUUUGUUCGGGACAGCUGCAGGCCACUGCCUCAGAAGAAUCAUGAAAAAUCAACAUACAAGACCAGACUUCGAUAUUGGGGGUACCCACCUUGAUGAAGAAACAAAUCAUAAGAAUUUUGAACCGUUACUUAACGAAGAGAAUGAGCUAACUGAAGUCAGGGGAGAAGCAGUUUCUGGACUGUAACAAAGAAAGAUAUACGUAACUAGCUAUAUCAGAAUACGCCUUUUGUUCUAAAAAGACACACCGGUGAACACUUCAGUGAGACUUUGAUGGUAGAUACAUGCAACUUUUUUUUAUUCUAUCUUAUGAUUUAUACAUACUGUAUGUACUACGUACCGCCAAGGUAAACGAUGUGAUGUGCUUUUCCUGGAACAAAUAAUUGAAACUACAUGUAGUUAUUAAUGUGCAGGAACUAUUAAAAGUCUAAAAAUGUGCUGCAGAGAAAAAAUCAUUAAAUUAUUUGUUAUAAGUA